This is a messenger RNA of Triticum aestivum (bread wheat), 2186 nucleotides long. Its product is annotated as exocyst complex component EXO70A1. Bases 435 to 1958 code for a protein of 507 amino acids. The record is from RefSeq and is a predicted model, not a curated record. NCBI's taxonomy places the organism in Eukaryota, Viridiplantae, Streptophyta, Magnoliopsida, Poales, Poaceae. Gene Ontology annotation, biological process: exocytosis. The transcript has 3 exons. Gene Ontology annotation, molecular function: phosphatidylinositol-4,5-bisphosphate binding. Gene Ontology annotation, cellular component: exocyst.
CCCGCCGCCCACACGCCUCGCUCCCUUCUCGCCGUGGGUGCACCACCCCUCCUCCUCCUCUCUCUCGGUCUCGGAGCGCCGUCGCGAGCGAUUCCGUCCCGGAGGCGCAGCCCCGCAGAUACGGGGCCGGGAGCACCGAUUUGGAGGGCACGCUGGGCUGCGGCGAGGAUCGAUCGCCGGGGCGCAUGUACGGGCAGCGCCACAGCGGGCUGCCCAUGGGCGACGACGGAGCAGCAUCCUGAUGCCCCUGCUGCUGCUGCUUGGUGUUCACUAGCCCUUGUAUGGCCCUUCUUGGUGCUGCCCUCUUACCACGCUGCAAAGAUCACAGCCUGCAGCUGCUGCUGCUGCUUGCGCCGCCGCCACCGUCGCCGCCGCUUCUUUCUCUUGCUCUACUUGGUUAUCCGAAAGCUCAGUGAACCAGGCUAGCUGUUGCAAUGCAACGUCCUGGAGAGGAAAUUUGCAGGCUCAAGCUAUGGGACAAGGGCCAGGUGUUUGCUGCUACCGAGAACCUCCAAAGGUCCAUUGAGCAGACCCCCUACUCGAUCCAGGCAGACACCAUCGUCUGCUGUUUCUCCCUCAGCAGGUGCCACUCCCAAAGCAGCAGCUAUGACGGUUAUGCAUCUAGUGAUGGCGGCGACAAUCCAACUCCAACCAGCAGCAACGUGCGGCAGCUUCACUAUCCGUCACAUGCCCACAUGGACCCUGGGCAUGUCCAGCUUAUCUUACCAGGCUCUAUGACCCUCCUAGAGGAUAUUUUCCACAAUUAUGAAGUGACAUUCGGGCCUGGCUACAAGGAAAUUCUACUCCAAGCCUUCUCGGCCAACUCAGACAAAUUGUGCAGUUUUUUCUAUGAAGCGGAUAUCCCAUGGAUUCUUCGUAGAAGCACAAAGAGUUUCAAGGAUCCUUCUGAGUGUACAGAAGAAUUGAUCACCAUGUUGAAAGUCAAUACCCAAGUCCUCUGUUUAAUGCAACAGCAGUUAUGUGAGCAGAGUCGACCAUUUGAGGAAUUAAAAAUAGGCUACUUCAACCAGUUUGCAAAGUGUCAUAUCAAGAAGCUCUUGGACAUUGCAGUUUGUCUUAGUGAGACAGUGUGGUCUGCCACUCAUAUUUGUCCCAUGCUGCUUGCCUAUGAGGCACUUAUGGAUGUCCUUCCUCUUAUUCAAAAGUUUGCUUCCAGCGAAUCUGGUGAUUUCUUUUCCAUUAUUUUACGCAACAUGAGGGAAGCUUUCAGGAAGUUAAUUGGCCAUAUCAAGCACUUCAUACAGUCCAAUAUGGAAAAGCAUCAGGAUGACGUUGCCAUUCAUCCAAUGACAUGUUUCCUCAUAUGCUCAAUGAAAUCCUUCGGGAGCCACAGAAAUUUAGUGCAAUCCACUCUAGCCCCUGGUGACAACUCCAGCUCAUUUGGCCAUCUUCUGUAUGAUGUGAUUACUUGCUGGAAGUCUGUGCUCACUGAACAUUCAAACAUAUACCGUGCGGAUCUGCAGCGGCAAUACAUUUUCUUAUUGAACAACGCAUAUCAUUUCAAUACAAAGACAGACGGUCUGUUGGAUUUGCUGCUAUCAGAUACGCAGAUUAUUAAGCAGCAUGAUGACGAGUUCAAGCUACUCUUCAGGAAGUGGAUUGAUAGUUACACAGAAGAGGCUUGCACUCCAGCCAAGUCUUGUUUGAACCCCAACUGUUGGUGGGGCAGUCAGCGCCGGUCCCUGGUUGCAUUUACUUCAAAAUUCAACAAGACGUUUGAUCGUCAGAAAACUUGGAAGGUUCCCGAUGUUGUGCUACGGCAGGUACUAAAAGAUCGUAUACAGGAUUGCAUUCUGCCAGACUACAGAAGGUGUCUUGAGAACUGUUUGAGUUCAGGACUGUUUUGUUCAUGUCUGCAGAUAGCUUCAGCAGGAGCAGGAUAUAUAUAUACCACAGAGACUUUAGAAACGACAGUGCAGGGCUUCUUUGAAGGAUAAACUGCCCAUCCUAGCUCUCUCUCUCUCUCUCUCUCUCUCUCUCUCUCUCUCCCUCUCUAGAUGGAGCUCCAUUUCUCUUUGUUGUUCUAGCAACUGUGAAUAAUUGUAAUUAUAUAGCUUAGAUUACUAGAAGAACAAUACAUAUUAUAUCAGGAAUAGGGCUCCUCUGUACUUGCACCUGCGAUUGAGGAAGAAACUUGACAUGGAGUUGAAGGUAGUUUUCAUUAA